CGUGCCCCGAGUCAGCUGUUCGCCCCGGCUCAGCUGAGCGCCGUGGAGCCUGCGCAAGGCGGAGACUGAGGCAGGGGAGGGAGAAGAUGGCGGAGGCAGAGGUUUGGAGUACGUCCUAAAUUGGAAGAGUUAAAAUACUGACUGCAAGUGGAUCCUCCCCAGUCACACUGGUGGAUAUUACCUAGUGCGUCAUGGCAGAAAGCGAUGCAGCACCAACCAUAUCAAAAAAGUGUGGUCCAUACAUUUCGUCUGUAACCAGUCAUGGCAUAAACUUGGUGAUACGUGGAUUAGUGCUGUUCUUUAUUGGCGUGUUUCUUGCAUUAGUGUUAAACUUGCUACAGAUUCAGAGAAAUGUCACACUCUUUCCACCAGAUGUGAUCACAAGCAUCUUCUCUUCAGCUUGGUGGGUACCACCUUGCUGUGGCACAGCCUCAGCUGUGAUUGGGUUGUUGUAUCCCUGCAUGGACAGACAUCUGGGAGAGCCACAUAAAUUUAAGAGAGAAUGGUCCAGUGUAAUGCGAUGUGUAGCAGUCUUUGUGGGUAUCAAUCAUGCUAGUGCUAAAGUGGAUUUUGCCAACAACAUACAGUUGUCUCUUACACUUGCAGCGCUUUCAAUUGGACUAUGGUGGACCUUUGAUAGAUCACGAAGUGGCUUUGGUCUUGGAAUAGGAAUUGCUUUUCUGGCCACCUUGGUAUCACAGCUUCUGGUCUACAAUGGGGUUUACCAAUAUACAUCUCCAGAUUUCCUUUAUGUUCGUUCCUGGUUACCAUGUAUAUUUUUUGCUGGUGGCAUUACUGUGGGGAACAUUGGUAGGCAGCUGGCAAUGGACACCAAGGCUACCUCCUGAAACGAGAAAUGUCCUUGAACAAUUGAACAGCAGAGAAAACCAGCUGGAGCCUGUUGCUUCUUAUUUUUUCACCUUUUUAGGAUUCUGAACAUCUGUUUGUGAAUGUGUCUGAUCACUAGAUGGGAAUUUAAAGCAAAUACACCAUUCACUAUUUUUAGCGCAGUGCAGGCCUUUAAAAAUUACCCAUACGUCUACUGCAAACCAAGCAAACAAACAACGUAUUUGGAACCAGAAAACCCCCAAAUCCAAAAUAUCGUGAGUGGCUUUAACAUUGUUGUCCAAAGCAUAUGAAAUACAACAUUUUGGAGUUGGUAAUUGCUUUUAGUGAAAUCUCUGAAACCCAUAGAUUUAUAUUUGUUCAGUUUCCUUUAAAAUGGAUCGGUAUAGCUGCUUCUAUUUUUUUACACAGAUUUCUGAGAAGGUGAUAUUUGCCUAUACAGUUGUAUUUUUUUAUUUUAUUAUAUAAAAGAUUCUAACUGUUGAUUUAUUAUGUAUGGAACAAAUUGUGUCUUUGAAACAUGCUAUAGUAUAAUGACUUGAGUUAGCACCGAAGAUACAUAUGCAGGGACUAGCAGUCAAUUUUGACUCAGAGUAGAUAAUACACCAACUGUGUAUUAAGUUUAAUGUAGAUUAAUGUGAGUUGCUUCCCUUUGCAUGUAUGUACACAGGUACAAAUAAUUAAGAUUAAUUUCCACUAGAUAUAAUGGCUCUCAUUGUGCACGGUGCCAUAAAAUUCUUCUUUAAUAGCUAUUAAUUGGAUGUAUUCGCUUUGAUGGUAAAGUCCUGAUUAGUCUUGUUACCCUACAGUCCCUGUCCCCCUCCCUUAGCCCACUUUUGUGCUUAGGGAAAGAUUUACAAGAAGAGAGUCACAGCUAUGCAGUUUAUUAGCAAAAAAUCAAUACAUGUAUGCUUUCCUCCUACACAUAUAAAAGGUUCUACAAAACAUAGUGACUCUGCAUAGUGUUAAAAGGAAAGACAUGGGACAUGUUUCCAUUGCUUUAUUCCCCAUCCUCCUUCCCUCAUACAGAACUUUCACAAGGAACAAUUCACAGUUUUUGCUGGGUUUCCUUUUACAUCUUUGUUUUCUUCCUUUGGCUUCUGUAUGGGAUAGGAAUCUCAGGAUUACUCAGUGGUAACAUAACACCAUACACUGAGAGUUUACUGGUGCCAAGCUAUAAGAUGCAAGACUGAAGUGAACAAUCUCUUUUAUUGGCUGGUCCCAAAUAUUUUUUUUUGGAAAAGAUUCAGUCAUUUUCCUCCCCCCAUCUCCAUUCUUUGACCUACUUGCAAUCCUAGGCACUAGGCCAGAAUCUCUUCUGGUACUAGCCAAUGUAGCUUCAUUGACAUCUGUGGCACUAUUCUGAUUUACAUCAGCUGAGGAUUUGGCCUAGGUUUUUUUUGUUUUUGGUUUUAUAAUAAUAUUUUUUUACAAAUGUUAAUUACAGAUGGGUAAAGUCACAUAGAAGCUAAUGUCUAAGGCCAACCCUUUCAAAUCAGGGUCACCCAGAGCAGGGGGCAAGUGGGGCAAUUUUCCCCAGACCCCACAGGGGCCCCGUGAGCCCUGGCCCAGUGGCAGUCCGGGUCUUUGGUGGCAUUUCAGCGGCGAGGGGCCCUUCAGUGCUGACAAAGACGAGGAGUGACUGAAGGCCCCCUUGCCACUGAAGACCUGUACCGCUGCCAGGUGAGUACAAGCACCACAGCUCCCUCACUUUGCCCCAGGCCCCCUGAAUCCUCUGGGCGGCCCUGUUUCAAAUUUUGGUUCCUAAAUACGGGGCAUCUAAUCAAGUGGCUUCUAUAGAUUUUCAGUGGUGCUGAGCUUCUGAAGGCAGUAACAGAUGCAGGAGGUCAGCAGCUCAGGAAAUCAGGCAAAUUAUUUUGUUGCCUAAGUAUGGAUUCAGGAACCUAACUUUAAGCCCCCAAGUUUGAAAAUAUCAGCCAUUUUUAGAUGCGUAUGUGUGUGUAAAAAUUUGCAUGCAUUUUUUUUCAUGCUUGAAUUGCACUUGCAAAACGCUCAGGGCAAAUGUACAACUGCAGCUUGUAUGUGUGCAUUGGGCAUUGUGUGCCUGGAACAUUUGUGUGCACUUUUAAAUAAUUAGGCCUGAAUCCCAGGAUUCUUCCAUUACAGUUUGCUGCUCUCGCAACUUUCCCACACUAACACAAAUCCUCUGUACUGUCAUAUUAUUAAAACACUGUCCUGAUGCCUUCCUUUUUGGUGAUUAAGGAAUAACUACCAUGCCAUAGGGUUAUGGGUAGCAAUAAACAGACUUUGGGGUUAACAAAUUAAGAUUUGGGAUAAGUGGUGCUAUUCUAUGCACUCCUGGACAUUCAGGCUAUGUCUGCACUUAUGGCAGCAUGUAGAAUAUGGGCACUACAUGUGUAGCUACAUGCCACAUUGAAAAGCACACUGGCACAGAAGUAUGCAGCUACACCUGGCAGUGAAAGACUGUGGCAGCAAGGAGACAAUGGGGAAAGGCUCCAGCAGUGGGGCACUAUUUUGCUAAAAAUAGUAUAAAUGUGGGAGGUACAGUUUGGGUAUGUAGAGAGCCAUGUAGGCUCAAUACCAUAGGAUUCAGGCAUGUGGGCACUCUACUUGUUUAAGCCAUGCCACACCGUCUACACUGCUACUUAUACCCAUGCUAGCUGGGCAUGCAGUUUUUGUGCUUGUGGAAGAAAACAGAGUCUUCACUCUUAGGUUGGUUGCAAUAAGUCAGAGACAGUUUAUUUUCCUGACACUUGCAAGGUGGGGAGGGUACAUCCGGACAGGGGUUUCCCCCCGUCCCAGGCAGGUCUCCGUUACAUAAACAAUUAGGGCAAGCAUUUAUACCUUGUGUUACAGAUAAUAAUGAUCAACAACCGCAUUUGUUUAUACAUAUUCCUUCUGAUAUCUUAUUUUUCUCAGCAGUUCCUGCUACAGUCUGUAUUCCUUUCUUAUCUAACACAAGGUCAAAAAACAGUAUUUCUUACAGUAUUUUUUUUGUUCCACUCGCCCAGGCCCUACCUAAAAUCUCGCAUUAUUAGAGCUAGUGUUAGCCUAACUCUUACUUUAUUCCUAAAAGUUAAGAUAUCUGCGUUCAAAUCCCCUUUAUCCUUUUCUCUGUUUCCACAUGCUCUACAUGUCACUGUAGGCAUAGACGUGUCUUCAGUUUAGUCAAGUCUUGAUUUGGCCCUUACUUUUACAUGCCUUGCUCUGUACUGUUGUAAAGUCGGUGGACAGUAAUUAAAGGAGUUGCAAAUGCCAGGAGAGUUUGUCCCCAAUCAGUACAGCUGAAGGAGGAGGUUUCAUAGAUUACAAAUCUGGAGGGGACCACUGUGACCAUCUAGUCUGAUCUGUGUAACACAGGCCACUGGAUUUCCCCAAAUUAAUUCCUC
Gopherus evgoodei (Goodes thornscrub tortoise) is the source of this 4217-nucleotide messenger RNA. It is a transcript of the gene INSIG2, whose product is annotated as insulin induced gene 2. Lineage: Eukaryota; Metazoa; Chordata; Testudines; Testudinidae. Bases 192 to 848 code for a protein of 218 amino acids. Gene Ontology annotation, biological process: cholesterol biosynthetic process; cellular response to insulin stimulus; SREBP-SCAP complex retention in endoplasmic reticulum. The transcript is spliced from 6 exons. The record is from RefSeq and is a predicted model, not a curated record. Gene Ontology annotation, cellular component: SREBP-SCAP-Insig complex; endoplasmic reticulum.